Australozyma saopauloensis is the source of this 459-nucleotide messenger RNA. RefSeq names its product nucleoside diphosphate kinase (gene YNK1). NCBI's taxonomy places the organism in Eukaryota, Fungi, Ascomycota, Pichiomycetes, Serinales, Metschnikowiaceae. Gene Ontology annotation, molecular function: nucleoside diphosphate kinase activity. The record is from RefSeq and is a predicted model, not a curated record. The transcript has a single exon. Gene Ontology annotation, biological process: CTP biosynthetic process; UTP biosynthetic process; GTP biosynthetic process. The coding region runs from base 1 to 459 and encodes 152 amino acids.
AUGUCCAACAACGAGAGAACCUUCAUUGCCAUCAAGCCCGACGGAGUCCAGAGAGGAUUGAUUUCCUCCAUCAUCUCCAGAUUCGAGAACAGAGGCUUCAAGUUGGUCGGCAUCAAGUUGUGCCAACCAACCGAGUCUUUGUUGAGAGACCACUACGAGGACUUGCAAGAGAAGCCAUUCUUCCCAUCUUUGUUGUCCUACAUGUUGUCUGGUCCAGUCUUGGCCACCGUCUGGGAGGGUAAGGACGUUGUCAAGCAAGGUAGAGCCAUCUUGGGUGCCACCAACCCAUUGCAAUCUGCUCCAGGUACCAUCAGAGGUGACUUCGCCAUUGACAUGGGUAGAAACGUUGCUCACGGUUCCGACUCUGUUGAGUCUGCCAACAAGGAGAUUGGUUUGUGGUUCAAGAAGGAGGAGUUGGUUGAGUACAAGCCAGCUAUGUUCUCCUGGAUCUACGAGUAA